AUGCCUCGCCAAUCCCGCGGUCCAGCACGCAGCGCGCCCUCCCGGCCCACCGCCGCGAGCAGGCCAGCACCAGCACCCCAACCGCCACAAGCCCGCCAGGCCUCGACCGCCGCGCACCCUCCAGCGCAGGCCCAGCAGCCGCAAGCCCAGCAGGGCGGAGGCUCCGGUCUCUUUGGACAGAUGGCUAGCACAGCUGCCGGCGUAGCAGUAGGCUCCUCCAUCGGCCACGCCAUCGGCGGCAUGUUCGGCGGUGGGUCCUCCUCCGCCGAAGCCGCGCCCGCCGCGCCCGCCGACCAGCCCGUCGCGCAGCAGGACAACGGCGCCUACGCCAUGAACCAGAACUACCAGGCGCCGCAGAUGUGCGCGACGGAUGUGAAGAACUUCCGGACUUGCAUGGAUCAGAAUGGAGGCGAUUUGACGAUUUGCGGGUGGUACAUGGAUCAGUUGAAGGCUUGUCAGCAGGCGGCGCAGCGGUAUUAG
Messenger RNA from Saxophila tyrrhenica, 480 nucleotides. RefSeq lists its product as uncharacterized. The record is from RefSeq and is a predicted model, not a curated record. Gene Ontology annotation, biological process: mitochondrion organization. The coding region runs from base 1 to 480 and encodes 159 amino acids. NCBI's taxonomy places the organism in Eukaryota, Fungi, Ascomycota, Dothideomycetes, Mycosphaerellales, Extremaceae. The transcript is spliced from 2 exons. Gene Ontology annotation, cellular component: nucleus; mitochondrion.